UUACUCAUCUAGCCUUUUUUUUUUCGGCGUUGCAAUUACUUUUCAUUCACUCCUGUUUCCAAAUUGGACAGUUGUUGUUUUUUUUUUUUUUCAAUUGUCAUUUUUGACAGACUGUGACAGACGACAACGCUUUGUCAAAAAAUCAAUAGUUAUAAAUUGAUAUUAAAUAAUUUUUAUUAAACAAAAAUUAAAAGAUAACGAAGGCUCUUUUGAUUUAUCAAGAUGUCCAAUGAAAGUGUAAAAGCGUUUUCAAGUCUAGAGACAGCAGGUUAUGUUGGUUUUGCAAAUUUACCAAAUCAAGUACACAGAAAAUCAGUAAAAAAAGGUUUUGAAUUUACUCUUAUGGUAGUUGGUGAAUCUGGUCUUGGUAAAUCAACACUUGUUAAUAGUUUAUUCUUGACUGAUCUUUAUCCUGAAAGAACAAUUCCUGAUGCAAUUGAAAAAACAAAGCAAACAGUUAAACUUGAUGCAUCAACAGUUGAAAUUGAAGAACGUGGUGUUAAAUUACGUUUAACUGUUGUUGAUACACCUGGUUAUGGUGAUGCAAUUGAUAAUACAGACAGUUUUAAAGCAAUAUUUCAAUAUAUUGAUGAUCAAUUUGAACGUUUUUUACGUGAUGAAAGUGGUUUAAAUCGUAGAAAUAUUGUUGAUAAUAGAAUACAUUGUUGUUUUUAUUUUAUAUCACCAUUUGGUCAUGGUUUAAAACCACUUGAUAUUGAAUUUAUGAAACAAUUACAUAAUAAAGUUAAUAUUGUUCCUGUUAUUGCUAAAGCUGAUGUACUUACUAAAAAAGAAGUAUUGCAUUUAAAAAAACGUAUUAUGGAAGAAAUUGAAGAAAAUGGUAUUAAAAUAUAUUCAUUGCCUGAUUGUGAUAGUGAUGAAGAUGAAGAUUAUAAAGAACAAGUUAGACAAUUAAAAGAAGCAAUGCCAUUUGCUGUAUGUGGUGCUAAUACAUUACUUGAAGUUAAAGGAAGAAAAGUACGUGGAAGAUUAUAUCCAUGGGGCGUUGUUGAAGUUGAAAAUCCAGAUCAUUGUGAUUUUAUUAAACUCAGAACUAUGCUCAUUGCUCAUAUGCAAGAUUUGCAAGAAGUUACUCAAGAAGUUCAUUAUGAAAAUUAUCGUAGUGAAAGACUUGCCAAAGGUGCUCCAGCUCCACCAAGAAGACAAACAGCUGGUGAACCAGAGAAAGUUGUGGUUGCUGAAAAAGAUCGUAUAUUACAAGAAAAAGAAGCUGAAUUAAGACGCAUGCAAGAAAUGCUUACUGCAAUGAAAGCUCAAAUGCAACAACAACAGCCAUAAAAUUAAUUUAUUAUAAAAUAAAAUUUAUUUGCUGAAUUUAAAUACGAGGGGGGCUGAGUAUUGUCAGGUGCCAAAAUAAAUAUCAUCAUUCAUUUACAAUUAACAGUUGAGCAUCAAUAUUUAAUAACGGUUUUUUUAAAUAUUACAUUAUCUGCAUGUUAAUGAUAAAUUUAUUCCGUUAAUUUUCAUCAACAAAAUCAAAAAACUAUUAUUCCAUUAUAAUACUUGAUAAUAAAAUUAGUUUUAUAAAUAUAUAUUUUUUUAAAAAAACAGUAUUUAAAAAAACAAAACGAGAAAAACAAAAUAUUAUAUUUGUAAACCUAAUUCAUCAAAAUAAUUAAUUCAUUAUCAAAAUAAUUAUCGAUCUGACAAGUGCCUUGGAAUUCUCAAUGUUGAAAGAAAAAAAAAAAAAAACUUAUUUUUACUUACAAUUUCUUUUUUUUAUACUAAAAUAAUUUUUAUUAAAAAUUGUAUUUAUUAUAAUUUUUAAUUUUGACUCAACUUGCCCCCUUUAUUGUAACGUCAUUGCCAUAUAUUUUUUUUUUUUUAAAUAAAUAUAAUAAUCAUUUAGUUUGUAAGUUAAAAGUGCGUAUAUAAAAAACUCGAAUAAACAUUAUUUGUGCAAUUUUAUAUUUUUUUUUAUACAAAUAAAUAUUAUUAACAAUGCACAAGAAAAUAGUCUGAAUACAUCAAUAAUGUUUUUUCAAAUUUCAUCAUAAAAUUUUACAUUUUUAAUUUAAAAACUGUGAUGUGCG
Molecule: messenger RNA, 2054 nt
Organism: Aphidius gifuensis
Lineage: Eukaryota; Metazoa; Arthropoda; Insecta; Hymenoptera; Braconidae
Gene: Septin1
Product: septin-1
Exons: 5
Coding region: 223-1299 (358 amino acids)
Biological process (GO): cytoskeleton-dependent cytokinesis; regulation of exocytosis
Cellular component (GO): microtubule cytoskeleton; septin complex; synaptic vesicle
Molecular function (GO): molecular adaptor activity; GTP binding; GTPase activity
Source: RefSeq, a predicted model, not a curated record